AUGUGUAGCGAUAGUAAUAGUAAACGUUUGUAUAGACGCACCGCGGAGUGGGCACUCGAGACUUUUUGGAUAAAUGUAACAAACUCUUCCUCACUUUUUAUUCGCGGCGGCGGCGAUAUAUUUAUACGCAUCGAGUCCAAGAACAUGCGCAGAGCUCACCGUGCGGUGACUCUGAAGUACUUCUCGAGCUCUCUUCGCGUGCGUCUCUUCUCCUCGUCGUCGUCUGAAUCGUCUUCCUCCUCGACUUCGGGGAAAUUUGCAGACGUGUGCGUCGCCAUCGGGUCGAACCUCGACGUACGUGAAGGCGAAGAUGCAGACUCUUCCUCUCGAUUUCAGCACUUCCACGUCGCCUUGCGUCUUCUCCAAGAGCGAGGGUUCGAGAUUAAAAAGCUCGCGAGCGUGUACGAGACGAAACCUGUGGACACUUUGAUUGAAAACCAGCCGAAAUUUCUAAACUCGGCGUGCGUGUUGAGGCACCCGAGAGAGUGGUCGGUUUUAGAAUGUCUAGGGAAAAUGAAAGACAUCGAACGAGAAAUGGGCAGAGACGUAUACAACACGGAUAAAGGACCGCGGGUGAUUGAUUUAGACAUUUUGUUCAGCGAAAAAGAACCGAUGGUGAGGUACGAUCCUCCUCCUUUUCCUUCCUCGUCUUCCUCGUCUUUGUCGUCGUACGAAAAGAAGUUUUGGUUAGAAGUGCCGCACGGGAGGAUCAAAGAGCGCGCGUUCGUGUUAGCACCGAUUGCGGAUUUGACGGAAAAGAUGAGUUUUGAUAAGAGCGGAGACGUGUCGAUCACGAUGGCAAACCAAAUGACGGCCAUGGCGAGACUUUGGAAAGAGGAGGAGAGACGGAUAAUGCAGACGCCGACGAAGAAUUUUGAAGAAGCAAGCGAGGAUGACAUUUUGCUCCAAAGAGUAGCGCCAUUUAAGAGGAACAUGCGAUUGGAACCAUACGAAGGACGAGCGAAAGUUAUGGGAGUUUUGAACGUCACUCCGGAUUCGUUUUCCGACGGAGGCGUGUUUAACACGAGCGUGAGUACGGCGUUGAGACGCGCGGAGCAGUUGGCUGAUGAAGGGUCGAGGAUUAUCGACGUGGGAGGACAGUCGACGAGACCUGGCGCGUCUAGAGUGUCGGCGGCGGAUGAAAUCGCGAGAGUGGCACCGGUUUUAGAGGCAAUAUGCGAACGGUUUAAGAACGAUCCGAGAAAUAUUGCCGUUUCGGUGGAUACGUUUUACGGGGAAGUGGUAAAAGUUGCGGAUGCGAUCGGGGUGGAUAUCAUAAACGACGUUUCCGGAGGCGAUUGGGACGAAGGGAUGCUUUCCGCCGUGGCGAAUACAAAAGUGCCACUAGGAUAUGUUCUAUCGCAUCAACGAGGAAACCCACAAGUCAUGAGUAAGAAUGCAUCCUACCCGGUUGGUUCGGUGGCAAAAACGGUUGGAGAUGAAAUCGCGUCGCAGUAUUUGCGCAAAGUUUUGCCAUCGGGUAUUUCGGCGUGGCGAUGUUGGAUCGAUCCCGGAUUCGGGUUUGCAAAGUCGGAGGAACAGUGCGUGGAAUUGUUAUCGGAUUUAAAGGACGUUCGCGCGUCGCUUGCGAAGAACGAAUGUGGCGGCCUAGCGAAAGCGCCAAUGCUCGUCGGUAUGUCGCGAAAACGAUUCGUAGGAAAUAUGCUCGUUGAUGAAAAAAGGAAAGACGUUCCGAAAGAUGCGCGCGACGUAGCUUCGGCGGCGGCGGCGAUUGUUGCUCUGAUGAAUGGCGCAAACGCAGUUCGAGCGCACGACGUGAAACUUCACGCAGAUAUCGCUAAAGUUGCCGAUGCUGUCGCAGCUUCCAAAAGAAAGACGGGUUCGUAUGAGUAG
This is a messenger RNA of Bathycoccus prasinos, 1854 nucleotides long. RefSeq names its product dihydropteroate synthase. Gene Ontology annotation, biological process: tetrahydrofolate biosynthetic process. The record is from RefSeq and is a predicted model, not a curated record. The transcript has a single exon. Gene Ontology annotation, molecular function: dihydropteroate synthase activity; 2-amino-4-hydroxy-6-hydroxymethyldihydropteridine diphosphokinase activity. Bases 1 to 1854 code for a protein of 617 amino acids. NCBI's taxonomy places the organism in Eukaryota, Viridiplantae, Chlorophyta, Mamiellophyceae, Mamiellales, Bathycoccaceae.